Messenger RNA from Oncorhynchus tshawytscha (Chinook salmon), 1282 nucleotides. RefSeq names its product mitochondrial translational initiation factor 3 (gene mtif3). Gene Ontology annotation, cellular component: mitochondrion. The record is from RefSeq and is a predicted model, not a curated record. Gene Ontology annotation, biological process: ribosome disassembly; mitochondrial translational initiation. Gene Ontology annotation, molecular function: ribosome binding; translation initiation factor activity. Bases 194 to 1039 code for a protein of 281 amino acids. The transcript has 4 exons. Lineage: Eukaryota; Metazoa; Chordata; Actinopteri; Salmoniformes; Salmonidae.
GCUAAGAACUGUUAAGGAGACAGGACCCCGUUUUCAUGUUGUAUGGAAACAAACACCUCCCGUUUUAGGGCGAUACGUAUAUGCGUUGAAUUAUUGUACAAUAUAAAGCUAAGUUUACAAUUCUUCGUGCGUCCUUACUUAUUCUUUGUUCCUGUGUUUUGGCCUGCAAGCUGACUGUCGCGUGCCUGAUCUAAUGUCUAGUGCUUGUCUGAGGUGGGCCCUGAGCCAUGCAUCUAGAGGUGUCUGUGGUGGAACUCUCAACUCCUGGAGAAUAGCCUCUGGGGCUGGGCUCCUAUCAUACAAUGGGAGAUGUGUGAGUGCAUCGUUGUCUUGGGGAUGGUGUCCACUGUCCACCACAGUGGAUGAAACUGAAGAGGGGCAGGUGCCUAAGAAGAAGCAGGAUCCCCGAGCUCGUGCCACCAUUGGCAGUAUUGGCCGGAAGAUCCACCAGCGCCACCUGCAGGUGAUCAAUGAGAAUGGCGAGAACAUGGGCACCAUGCAUCGAGCUGAUGUCCUCAGACUGAUGGACGAGAAUGGGCUUAAACUGGUCCCUCUCAACGAAAACAAAGAUCCACCCGUCUACCGUCUAAUGACUGGCAAACAGAUCCAUGAGGAGCAGCUCAAACUGCGUGAGAAACAGAAAGCCAAGACAGGCCCUGUGCAGGUAAAGGAGCUUACCGUUUCCUCUGACAUUGGUAACCAUGAUCUUCUAACCAAGCUGAGGCAGGUCCAGAGCUGGCUGGACAAGAAGCACCAUGUCAGAAUCACUCUGAGAACAGGGCGUGUGGAACAUACACAGCCACUGGACACAACUCUGGAGCAGAUGGUGCAACAGAUAGAGGGGCUGGUAGGAUUUGUUUCCAAACCCAAAGUAAUCCGAGACGGUAGAGCUGCCAUGUGCAUCCUGCGUCCACCCUCAGUGAAGGAACUCAGAGAAAUGAACAAAGGUGCAGCAGCGCCGGACACUGAUACCAGCUCCGAGCCCACCACAUCACCUGCUGUUCCCCAUACAGACCUCACACCAGACUCACAGCACUGAACUUAAAUACAAUCUAACUUAACAGUUGUGUGUGUGGAAACUUAUGAGCUCAAAAACGAAUGGAAAACUUAACUAGUGAAGGCCAUGUCAUAUCCAGUUUUUUUUUAUGAAGAGGGCGGUUGUACACAUAAACAGCAAUAUAUGCAAUAAACAUAGGAUGGGAUGAGGAACAGCACGACAUGUAAGGUUUAUGUACUGGCUACUCAAAGUUUAUGUUCAAAUAAAUGAACAUAUUCUAGCAUA